Messenger RNA from Coregonus sp. 'balchen', 3884 nucleotides. The record is from the annotation of a GenBank genome assembly. NCBI's taxonomy places the organism in Eukaryota, Metazoa, Chordata, Actinopteri, Salmoniformes, Salmonidae.
AUGAGUGACAAUGACUUGAAAACACACCCGUUGGUCGUGUUGGUUUCUGAUAACGGAGAACCCUCACUGUCAGCGACUGUGUCUAUUGAUGUGGUGGUGGUUGAAAGUACAGGUGAAAUCCAGACUCAAUUCACAAAUGUGGCGAGAAAAGAGGAGAGCUUCUCCGAUUUAAACCUGUAUUUACUGAUCGCCAUUGCCUCGGUGUCAGUGAUAUUUUUACUGAGCCUCAUCAGUUUAAUAGCUGUAAAAUGCCACAGGACAGACGACAGUUUCAGCAGGUACAGCGCCCCAAUGAUCACCACACAUCCUGACGGGAGCUGGUCUUACUCUAAAUCUACUCAGCAGUAUGACGUGUGUUUCAGUUCAGACACACUGAAGAGUGACGUAGUGGUUUUCCCCGCGCCAUAUCCACCUGCAGAUGCAGAAUUGAUCAGUAUUAACGGAAAUGACACGUUUAACAGGACUCAAACAUUACCCAACAAAGAGAAGGUAAGGGUUACAGGUCAGUUGACAAUGAAAUCCCCCCCCCCCCCCCCCCCCCCCCCCCCCCGGUGUUUAGGCCUUCCAUGUUAUCUGCCCUGGGAUGCUUAAGCUGGUUAUUAUGACGUUGUUCGGUUAUUUUCUUACUCAUUUGAAUGAUCAGUGAUAUUUUAGAACGUUGUACCAGUGUGUUACAAGUUGUACCAGUUGUAACAUUUGCUUACUAUUUGCCUGCAUGGUUAAAAUGAGAGCGGUCUCGCUGUCCAUGGUGCUGAAAAGCAUCUCUCCCGCUUGCGAGGCGUUUUUCUGAUGAAGUAGUUGAACAUUUGGGAUCUGGUGUCUAUGUUAACUAGGUCGAAUCAUAUUGAGUAGUUUUUAUCUCCUCAUAGUUAAAAGACUGUAGAACUCACUAAUAACAUCAUAUAUUAUCAGAUAUUAUGGUCAUCAUGCAUAGCUUGUGUGGUUACUGUUGCCUUUUAUGUGUUUUGGGAGAUUUAUUUUUUUUGGUCUUCACUUCCACAGAAAUCUAUAGCCGAGUUGUUCCAUUUUCUCUGUAGAUAUCCACCCGGUGUCGCUAUCUGCUCACACAGUGUAAAUCCUCGCUAGUUGUUUGAGGCUCCUCCCUUUACAGGAGCAGUGGUCGGUGUCGAAAAAAAAGGCUUUGUUUGCUCGAGCAGCAGAACGUUGUGGAUCUCGUCUGGAUCUGUUUUGGAUUUUUUUAAAUUACGCAGCUAUGCGGACGACAGCCGCUUUUGGUAGCUGAAGGUUUGGUAAACAGAAUACUGUCACAAUGACUCACAAAGGGUUUCUUUUUCGUUCGUGGAUUUACUAUCUCCUCCCAUUGUUCCAUCUUUGGAGUAUCGCAUCAGCACAGAUUGUCUAUUCCAUAUCGGAGGAAUCUAACCCGGGCACUGUUGUUGGACAUUUCGCGAAGGAUUUGCAUCUUGAAGUGCAGGAACUUGAAUAUCGUGGGUUUGAGAUUUCUGGACUCAAUAAGAGGUAUUUCGAUGUAAAUACAAAGACUGGAAUUUUGUCCGUGAGGGAGAGAAUAGACAGAGACGAGCUCUGUGCUCGGAGCACCAAGUGUUCUUUAGAACUAGAAGCCAUUGUGAAUUCGCCAUUGAACCUAUACCGCUUUGAGGUGAAUAUUUUGGAUAUAAAUGACAACUCACCGUCGUUUAGGUCGCCUAAAACAUAUUUGAAUGUAUCGGAGUUUGCAUUUCCAGGUGAGAGAUUUCCUUUGGACAGCGCCUACGACGCAGACAUAGGAGCUAACUCUGUAAAGAGCUACAAGCUGAGCACGAAUGAACACUUCUCCCUGGAUGUACAGAGCGGUGGAGAGCAGAGUGUGUCUGCUGAGUUAGUGCUGCAGAAAGCUUUAGACCGAGAGAAACAGCCUGUGAUCCAGCUCACACUGACCGCUGUAGAUGGAGGAAAACCUCCAAGAUCCGGGACAUCACUUAUUAUAAUAAAUGUAGAGGAUGUUAACGAUAAUAUUCCUAUUUUCUCAAAGCCCCUCUACAAAGCUCGUAUUCCUGAGAAUAUGCCUCCAGGUAGCUCCGUGAUUAUGGUUCAAGCGAACGAUUCAGAUGAGGGCCUAAACGGUGAAAUAGUGUAUAGUUUUAUCAACCAAAACAAUGAUAAUAGCAUUGACGCAUUUGCAAUUAAUUCCGUUACUGGAGAAAUCACUGUGAAAGGCGUGGUGGAUCACGAGACAAACAAUGCCUUUGAAAUCCGCGUCCAAGCUAAAGAUAAAGGCCACAAGCCAAGAGCAUCUCACUGUAAAGUGCUGGUUGAAAUUACCGACGUGAAUGACAAUCCACCAGAGAUAUCUGUCACAUCUUUAGUUAACGUUGUAAAAGAGGAUGCGUCAUUAGGGACAAUGGUUGGCCUGAUAACAAUAAAAGACAAUGACGCAGGCAAAAAUGGCGCUGUACAUGUUAAAAUACUAGGCUCUGUACCAUUUACGAUAAAGAGCUCUUAUAAUAAUCAUUAUUCGUUAGUGGUCGACGGGCCUCUUGACAGAGAGAGUGCUUCUCAGUAUAAUGUCACCAUCACAGCUACGGAUGAAGGGACCCCGCCUCUCCAUAGCACCAGCGUUAUUACUGUACACGUUUCUGAUGUGAAUGACAAUGCUCCUCACUUCUCAGAACCCGUGAUUAACAUUUAUGUGAAAGAGAACAGUCCGGUAGGAGACGUCAUUUACACGAUUUCUGCUUUUGACCCAGAUUCAGAUGAAAAUGCAAAAGUAACUUAUUCUUCGUUAGAUAAACGUGUUUUCAUAUCAUCGUCUGUAAAUAUAAACUCAGAUACAGGAGAUAUAGUCAGUCUGAAGUCUUUUAACUAUGAAGAGAUAAAAACUUUCAAUUUUAAAGUUCAGGCCACAGACUCUGGCGUUCCUCCUCUCAGCAGCAACGUGACUGUGAACGUUUUUAUUCUGGAUGAGAAUGACAACCGUCCUGGGAUUCUCGCGCCCUAUUCUGAGCACGGCUCCGUUAACACUGAGAACAUUCCCUAUUCUGCUGAAGCGGGCUACUUUGUGGCCAAGAUCAGGGCUGUAGACUCCGACUCUGGCUACAAUGCGCUGCUUUCUUAUCACGUCUCUGAGCCCAAGGGAACCAACCUCUUCCGAAUCGGAACCAGCACCGGGGAACUAAGGACUAAGAGGCGAAUGAGUGACAAUUACUUGAAAACUCACCAGUUGGUCGUGUUGGUUUCUGAUAACGGAGAACCCUCACUGUCAGCGACUGUGUCUAUUGAUGUGGUGGUGGUUGAAAGUACAGGUGAAAUCCAGACUCAAUUCACAAAUGUACCGAGAAAGGAGGAUAACUUCUCUGAUUUAAACCUGUAUUUGCUGAUUGCCAUUGCCUCGGUGUCAAUACUAUGUUUACUGAGCCUGAUCAGUUUAAUAGCUGUAAAAUGCCACAGGACAGACGACAGUUUCAGCAGGUACAGCGCCCCAAUGAUCACCACACACCCUGACGGGAGCUGGUCAUACUCUAAAUCUACUCAGCAGUAUGACGUGUGUUUCAGCUCAGACACACUGAAGAGUGACGUAGUGGUUUUCCCUGUGCCAUAUCCACCUGCAGAUGCAGAACUGAUCAGUAUUAACGGGAAUGACACGUUUAACAGGACACAAACGCUUCCGAAUAAAGAUAAGGUAAGAUAUAGGCUAUAGAUAAACGGGCCUGUUCUUCUAUUGAAUUAUACAUGUAUUACUCCUUUGAACUCCUUGCAGUCAAGAAAAUUGUUUUCAAAGUUUCUCUUACGUUAGAAAACAGCCCUCACCACGAGAGUUGUCACAUUUGCUGCAUUUUUCAGUGCGCUUAUAGCCUCGUGUCUUGAUAGAGCGAGUGUUGCUGUCCACGGUGCUGAAGGCGGCUAAGCUUUCAGAACUAAAGUAA